AUGAGCCAGUCCACCGCUACUGAAAGCCCGCCCGCCGACAGCCACUGCGUGGCGGCCGGUGACAAGAGCGAGGACCCGGACGCACCGGGAAGCGCCGGACCCACACGCACUGAAGUGAGCUGCUCCUACUGCGGCGAGGAUGACCCGCGCUCGCUGGCCAUAUGUACCGUCUGCAAAAAGUGGUUUUGUAACGGUGGGCAUGGCACCAGCGGUUCCCACAUCGUCUUGCACCUCGUGAGGAACAAGCACCGUGCAGUGCAGCUGCACGCGGAAAACCCCCUCGGUGACCCCGUGCUGGAGUGCUACAUUUGUCGCUCGACGAACAUUUUUUCGCUGGGGUUCAUGCCCUCCAAAGAGGAGUCCGUUGUUGUCCUGGUUUGCCGCGAGCCGUGCCUCCACUCCAAGGCACUGCGCGACCUCAACUGGGAUGCCUCCACGUGGCUGCCAGUGAUCGAGGAACGCCGGGUGUUGCCGUGGAUUUGCAAGGUGCCAACUUUCCCGCGAAAAAAACUCACCUUGCACGAAAUCACAACCCUGGAGUUGGCCUGGAACAGCGAGGAGAAGCAGACGGUGGAUGUUCUGGAGGAUGCCCCAGCCGUGCCGCUGCGCUUUGAGAACGCCGUGGAGUACAUGACGGUGUUCAAGACGCUGGUUGAAAUGGACUUCGUUGCCGCGAGGGAGCAAAGAGAUUUGCUCUUUGAAAAUGUUGCUUGCAAGUUCCAGAAGGAAGCUGGCGGGAAACACCUUUUCCUGCUGAAGCAGUUGCCGCCCUCCGAGGUGGGUCUCCGCUGCGGCGAUCAAGUCUCAUUGUGGGCCAAGGAGGGUUGGCGGUUGUUGAAGGGCGUCAUCGUCGAACUCGGGAGGUCGCAGCUUGGCGACGAGGAGGCUGUGUUCGAGGCGUGCUGCAGCGGCCUGGCGGAGGAGCGAAAGGCGCUGAGCGAGAUUCUUGCUGCAUCCACGGUGAGCUUUCGCAUCGAGUACGACGCCACGAGCUGUAGGAGGGUGUGCCAAGCGCUGGAGCGGCUGGCGCAGAAUGCCGCACUUUCCGCGUACCUCUACUUUACGAUUCUUGGCCGGGAGGAGGAGGCGGCGAGCCGCUUUGCUGAGUUGGAUGUUGACCUUCCGCCGCAGCGGCUCCCAGGCCUGAACGCCUCCCAGGACAGCGCCGCGAGAACGGCGUUGCGCAGCCCGCUGACGCUCAUCCAAGGCCCGCCCGGCACGGGCAAGACAGCGACCAGCGUCGCCAUUGUUAUUGAGCUGAAUCGCCACAUCUCGUCUCAAAUUCUUGUUUGUGCCCCAAGCAACGUCGCCGCUGACCACCUCGCCGAGAGGAUCUCUGCGGCCGGCCUAAAGACGGUGCGCCUGUACGCCCGCGACCGUGAGGUGCCGAGCUCCCUGAGGCACGUCGGGUUGGACGGUCAGGUGGAAGAGUUCAUCAUGGCGAGCAGCGGCAACGUGCGACUGAAGCAGAUGCUUGAGAUGAAGUUGGCGGGUGAGGUGUUGAGCGAUCGGGAGCAGGCGGUAUACACGGACGCCGUGAGGAAGGUUGAGGAGGCGCUUCUUGGCAGCGCCGAUGUGAUCUGCUGCACGUGCAUUGGGGCCGCGGAUAGGCGGCUGGGGAAGAUGCGCUUCCAGUACGUUCUCAUCGACGAGGCGACGCAGGCGACCGAGCCGGAGGCACUUGUGCCCCUGGUGCGUGGCGCGAAGCAGGUGUUUUUGGUGGGCGACCAUUGCCAGCUGCGCCCCGUUGUCUUUUCGCUUCCCGCGGAAAAGGCCGGACUGCGUCGGAGUUUGUUUGAGCGGCUGCUGCUGACGGGCCACCGGGCAGUGCGACUUGAGGUGCAGUACCGCAUGCACCCGUCCUUGUCCCUCUUCCCGUCCGGCCAGUUCUACGAGGGCACCCUGCAAAACGGUGUGACGGCGGCGCAGCGCGACGCGUCGCGGGUGUUCCCGUGGCCGGACCCCACGAAUCCGAUCUUCUUCUACAACACGACGGGGUCCGAGGAGCUGGGCGAGAACGGCAGCUCGUACCUGAAUCGGGCCGAGGGGGCACUGACGGAGCGCAUCAUAACGAAACUCAUCCGCGACGGCAAAGUGAAGCCGGAGGAUAUCGGCGUCAUCACCCCGUACCGAAGCCAGUGCCGGUUCGUGACGAACUAUCUUGCGCGGUGCGGGCCCCUGCCGAGGGAGGUCUAUGAGCGCGUCGAGGUUUCAUCCGUCGACGCGUUUCAGGGGCGAGAAAAGGAGUUCAUCAUCCUCUCCUGUGUCCGCAGCAACCGCCGCCAAGGGAUAGGGUUUGUGGUUGACUGGAGGCGACUCAACGUCUCGAUAACUCGCGCGAAGCGUGGCCUGUUCAUUAUGGGAAACGUGCAGCUUUUGUCGCGGUACCCGGCGUGGCAUGCCCUCAUCGCCCACCUCAUGGAACUCGCGCUCGUCGUGGACGGCCCCAUCGAAGAACUUGUGCCGUCAAUGGUGGUGCUGCACAAGCCGCGGUGUACAAGUGAGGAGCAAUAG
This is a messenger RNA of Trypanosoma conorhini, 2514 nucleotides long. Its product is annotated as regulator of nonsense transcripts 1 isoform X2. Gene Ontology annotation, biological process: nuclear-transcribed mRNA catabolic process, nonsense-mediated decay. The transcript has a single exon. Bases 1 to 2514 code for a protein of 837 amino acids. Gene Ontology annotation, cellular component: cytoplasm. Gene Ontology annotation, molecular function: zinc ion binding; RNA helicase activity; RNA binding. NCBI's taxonomy places the organism in Eukaryota, Euglenozoa, Kinetoplastea, Trypanosomatida, Trypanosomatidae. The record is from RefSeq and is a predicted model, not a curated record.